Messenger RNA from Cryptomeria japonica (Japanese cedar), 1514 nucleotides. RefSeq lists its product as uncharacterized. The record is from RefSeq and is a predicted model, not a curated record. The transcript is spliced from 2 exons. The coding region runs from base 322 to 1314 and encodes 330 amino acids. NCBI's taxonomy places the organism in Eukaryota, Viridiplantae, Streptophyta, Pinopsida, Cupressales, Cupressaceae.
GACGUGGGCGGCCGUUGUAGCGGUACUGUGAUGGCAGACGAUUCACAUGUAAACCUCUCCUUUUUCUUUUUAAUAUUAUAUUUUCACUAACAACAGACAAACCCACAACAAAGAUGGACAGCUUUUUUGACGCUUCUCGUAGAGAAGUGGCAGCCACACCCUGCAAAUUCAUCUCGUGAGCUUUCUUCCCCCUUUUUUUCCUAUAAAUACCUCCACAAUUUCCCUCUCGUACGAAUAAAAAUCCCCGGAAUCUCAGUCAAUCCACAAGUCACGACGAACAGUUUAAAAAUCCAGAAGAGAAAAUAGAAGUUGCAGAAGAAAAUGAGAAGCUCGGGAGGGGCCAUUCUUUGGGCAAUUUGUGUUGCUUGGAUGGUGGUAAAAACUAAUGGAAUUGCGAGGUCUGAGCAGCCACAGCAGCCAUUAGUGGCGGGCGAUAGUUCGAACACCAUACCUGCCCUGCCCGUGGUGGAGCAGCCGCACAAAAAGGAGACUUGCAGACUGGACCUCUCAGAGGAGCUGUUUGGAGGAGUGAAGGAGGCUUGCGGGGAAGGGAAAUCGCUCGACAGGAGCCGCUGCUGCCCUGUUUUGGCCGCCUGGCUUUACGCCGCUCAUGCCCGAACUGCGCUUCAGCCCUCGGCGGCGCCGCCACUUUCCUCAGACUCUGCCUCCGCCGCCCAGCUGCCCGUCCUGCCCGACGACUCGCAGGCCUGUGUGAACAGCCUCGAAUCGUCCCUCUCCUCCCGCGGCAUUCACAUCCCGCGCCCCAACGCCACCUGCGAUGCUAUUAUGUGCUUCUGCGGCAUUCGCCUCCACCAGCUCACCUCCCUUACCUGCCCCACUGCCCUCAAUUUCACCGCUCCUCUGCAACACCACAAUGCUUCUGCUGCUCGGCCCCCUUCUGUGCUUCAGGCCCUCCAGUCCAACUGCACAGACCCCUCUUAUGAGGGAUGCACCAGAUGCCUCAAGACUCUUGACAAGCUCAAGGGCAAGCCUGAGAAGGGGGGGAUUUCUGAAAGGACCAACAGAAUGUACACCAGAGACUGUGAAUUAAUGGGGCUCACUUGGUUGCUUGCCAAGAACAAAACUGCUUACAUUCCCACUGUUUCUGCAGUUCUGAGAGCCGUCAUGUACUCAACCCAUCCGCCUCGGCAGUCACACUGCAGUCCAGAUCAAGAGAAUAUGCCUCUGGCUCUCGAUUCUAUUCAACUCUACAAAUCUUCUGCUGCUCCUGCUCCUUCUGCUCUUCUCACAAGCCUGCAGAAGAUUAUUACAGCUCUCUGCUCUGUGGGGAUGCUCUGGUUUAUCGGCUUUUAGGAAUUAUUACACAGAUCUUGUUAAUCAUUGCCUGUAAAGUAGACAGGCGUUCGCUUUGUAAAAUUUUUGGCUCCUUAUAGUAAGGCCUAUGUUUAUAUUUUGUAUCUUGAAUAUUUAUAUAGUGAGUUAUGGGAUUCCAGCCUCGAGAAUUUAAUGGGCAAAAGCGCAAUAAAUGCAGAUCUUUCUCCUGUUUUGCAUUU